Messenger RNA from Guyanagaster necrorhizus, 588 nucleotides. RefSeq lists its product as uncharacterized. The transcript is spliced from 6 exons. Bases 1 to 588 code for a protein of 195 amino acids. The record is from RefSeq and is a predicted model, not a curated record. Lineage: Eukaryota; Fungi; Basidiomycota; Agaricomycetes; Agaricales; Physalacriaceae.
AUGUCCAUACUUCAAUCAGUGGAUAAAGCAUUUUUUCGACGAACACACCCGCUCUCUGGUCUCCAAUCGUUGAGCUUUCUCUCUCCCUGCCUGGCAUUCGAGGUUUCAGAAUUGUGUCUGCACCGUUCCUCAUACAUCCGGACCAACGUACUAACCUAUGAUGAGUUAGAGAAGGCUGUCCCCAUUCUUUCGCUUGCUCAGCUCUUGAAAAAGUUACUUCUAUCCGUGUUCACAAUCACCCCAGAGACGGUCUGCUCAUCUCCAUACAAACGACCGUCUACCAUCUGGAAAAUCUGCGUGAAAUGUCCCAGAAAGUUUACUCAGAAGCUCCAAUACGUCACUGGUCGAGAAGGGGACAAUUCGGCCCAUGCGAAUGACCGCUUGGCUAAAGCUACGCCAAGCAAUUUCGGGACCGAGAAGAUCGACGCCACGGAAGCACGCUCGGGAGUCGUUAUCAAUCUUGAUCGUUAUGUGAAAGCUAGCUACACCACCCCGACCUCAACUCUGGUACCAAUAUCCUUUGCCUGGAACAUGAAAUUACAUAACUUCAUCCGAUACCCUUCGGACCUCGAAAUACCAUCAGACUGA